Molecule: messenger RNA, 4173 nt
Organism: Chelonia mydas (Green sea turtle)
Lineage: Eukaryota; Metazoa; Chordata; Testudines; Cheloniidae
Gene: DNAJA3
Product: DnaJ heat shock protein family (Hsp40) member A3
Exons: 11
Coding region: 41-1558 (505 amino acids)
Biological process (GO): negative regulation of apoptotic process; mitochondrion organization; protein folding
Cellular component (GO): mitochondrion
Molecular function (GO): ATP binding; heat shock protein binding; protein kinase binding
Source: RefSeq, a predicted model, not a curated record
GGCCGGGCCGCGCAGCCGCUCUGUGCCUCGGCGUCCCAAGAUGGCGGCCAGGUGCUCCUCACGCUGGCUGAGCGCGGCGGCCGGGAGGAGCCGGGGCUUCGGCGGAGACACGCGGCUGCUGGUGGUGUGGCUGGGCCGGCGGCUAAGCACGGCCCCUGCCGCCUUCCCGCCGCGCGCCGGGCCAGGGAGCCGCCUCCUGACACUGAGCGCCGGGGUCAGCCCCGCGGGAACUAAAUGCUCUCCUUUAAUAUGUGCUGCCUCAUUUCAUACCAGUUCUGCUUUCUACGCCAAAGAAGAUUACUACCAGAUUUUGGGAGUGCCUCGAAAUGCCACUCAGAAGGAGAUCAAGAAAGCCUAUUACCAGCUUGCCAAGAAAUACCAUCCCGACACAAAUAAGGAUGACCCCAAAGCUAAGGAGAAGUUCUCUCAGCUGGCAGAAGCCUAUGAGGUGUUAAGUGAUGAAGUGAAGCGAAAACAAUAUGAUACUUAUGGUACAGCUGGUUUUGACACUGGCUCAGCGGGUGCUGGACGUCAGUAUUGGGGUGGUGGUCCCACCAUUGACCCAGAGGAACUUUUCAGGAAAAUCUUUGGGGAGUUUUCAGGAUCCCCUUUUGGAGAUUUUCAGGGUGUCUUUGACCAGCCACAGGAGUACAUCAUGGAGUUGACAUUCAAUCAAGCUGCAAAAGGUGUUAACAAGGAGAUUGUGGUGAAUAUCAAUGACUCUUGUCAGCGGUGUGAUGGCAAGGGGCAUGAGCCUGGUACUAAAGUGCAGCACUGUCACUACUGCAAUGGCACUGGCAUGGAGACAAUAAAUACAGGCCCUUUUGUGAUGCGUUCUACAUGCCGGCGAUGUGGAGGUCGUGGUUCUGUUAUGACAACACCGUGUGUGUUGUGUCGCGGCUCAGGGCAAACCAAACAGAAGAAGAAUGUGAUGGUCCCUGUACCAGCAGGUGUGGAGGAUGGACAGACUGUUCGGAUGCCCGUAGGAAAAAGAGAAAUUUUCAUUACGUUCAGGGUUCAGAAAAGCCCCGUGUUCAGAAGAGAUGGAGCAGAUGUACACUCAGACCUCUUUAUCUCGAUAGCACAGGCAGUUCUUGGAGGUACAGCCAGAACUCAGGGUCUAUAUGAGACCAUCAAUAUCACGAUACCGCCUGGUAUUCAAGCAGACCAGAGGAUUCGAAUGAGCGGGAAAGGCAUUUCCAGGGUUAACAGUUAUGGUUAUGGAGACCACUACAUUCAUAUAAAGAUCAGGAUUCCUAAGAGGCUGACAGAUCGCCAGCGAGCCUUAAUGAUGAGCUAUGCCGAGGAUGAGACGGAUGUGGAAGGGACAGUGAAUGGAGUCACAAAUACAUCUGCUGGCCCUCUGAUGAAGUGGCAGGGUGGAUCACUCCAACUGCAACAGAGAAGACCACCAGUACUCUGUUCUUUCUUUCCCAUAGAUCAUGUUUUUAUCAGCAGCACUGCAGAGAGUUGGCUUUUGGUGGCAAUCUUUAUCUGGCACCUCAUGUUCACAGCCCUUUUGAGUGCCUCAGAAUGUAGCAAACAAAGCAUAUCUUAAAAUAGACAGGCCCAGUGACUUCACAUAUACACAAGUCAGUAAGUUCCCUACGUGGUGUGGUUUUUAUCCUCACUGCUUAAGAUAUGGAUAUCUCUCCUCUUGAUCUGCACACUGAUGGAGGAGAGAUUGCAGGUCUAGUGAGUUGGUUCCCUCCAAAUGCAUGUGGUGGCUUUCCUAAGGAUAGGUCCAGCAGCUGACUUUAUCUCCACUUCCUCUAGCUGAACUUUCCCUCCCCUUAUUUACUGUACGGUACAGGAAUCCAUUGGAAAAAUGAGCCUUGUCUCUGAUACAUGGGUAAUCGUUCUUCAUUUAUGGUAGCAUCUGUCACGCUUCAGAGCAACUGCACUUGUAUUCCCGCUGUAUGGUCCAUCAAGGGCACCCACACUCAGGCCGCUGGGUCCCCAGCCAUCACACCCCUCACUCGCUCCCGACCGGGUUUUUCCAGGCUGCACAGGUCUCUGCCUACACUGAUACUCCAAGCAAGCAGACUGCCUGUCCAUGCCAGUGUCUGCGCUUUGAUUUCUCUCUGAAAGCUUUGAACAGUGUGAUUGCCACCAGUCACACGUUACCACACAGUGCUUUCUAAGCAAGCACUUUAAGGUGAAAACAUAUUAAAACAAUAAAAGAACCUACACACAUUGGAAAAGCUUACCAGAGACCACCCCCAACUCCAGCCUAGGGCUUGAGUAAGGAGUCUCGAUCAAACCCCACACAGGUUUUUGUGUGGUUACAGUUCAUAAGGCCUCAGCUCAGAACAAGCACCUGCAGGAGUAGUUCCGUUUUACCUUUUUACAGCCCAGGCCUUUGAUCUUGUGACUCUGGGAACAGGUAACCAGCGGACAACGACCGUCUCCUCAGGGCAAACCUUCCGAUGGCGGGGUGGUGUGGAACUUGAAUCCCCCCCCCCUUUCCCUGAGGUUAUAUACAGUCACAAUCCCCGAUAAUACACAAACCAUUCAUUUAAUACAGUGGAUCCCAAAGCUACUUAAUUCAAUAAGGUCUCCUGAGGAUAUAGCAGUAAAUUGGCCUGUCUGUCACAGGGCCUUGCAUUCAAAAACUAAGCACUUGAAAUGUUGCAUUUUUUCAGUGAUGUUGCAUAUGAAAUUACCUCCUUUUGCAUGUCAACCAAAGAGUAGGGGAGACAGACAGGAGACAUUAGAGCAGGAAGACACUCCAGUGCCUGUUUUUAUUGGUCCAUUAGUAUACACGAGUCAGGUAAAUUGAGACAUAACAGCUCUCUUGAGCAGGGACCGUCUUUAAUGUGUCUGUUCAGAGCUAGGACAAGGCGGCCCUGGCGUCUAGAUGCUACUGCAAUACAUAUAAUAAAUAACAAAUCAAGUGGCUAAAACAGUGCAUGGCCUGCCUGAAAAAAGCACCUAUGGUGAGUAGGUGUGCAGCUGAGGGAGGCCAUGUAAUGGUUUUGUCCUUCUCCACCUGGGCUGUUUGGUGAUGGCAUACUGCAUGCGAUUAGUUACUAAUGGGAAGUGUUCUUUGGUUGGCAUGGCAUGGGGUACUCCAGUAUUUCCCCAAGUGUGAGGUAACUCCUUGGGAGGGCACCAAGUGGGACCAGUUGACAGGCAGGGACCGUCCUUUUGUUCUGUUUGUGCAGCACCUAGCAUAGUGGGGUUUAGGUCCAUGGAUAGGGCUCCAAAGUGCUAUGGUAAUACAAAUGAAUACUUUUCCAGCCUCGGUUUCAUUUAAAAGUCUCUAGCUCUCUUUGUUGGAAACCUUCAAAAUGUGACAUGAGUGACACCAAUGCAGCAACAUCUGCCUAAGUUACUGAGAUCCUGAAAGGAUAGCCCUGAGGGGGGAACUUUCCCAUUUAUUUCAGUGGCUGCUCGCUCAGAUACCAGUGACAAUACUUUAAAUGUAACAUUGCUAAUUGUUUUGCUGCUCAUCAAACCAUUUGAGAAAGAAGAGGAAGGAUCUUAUUACAAGGAUCUACACCAAAAUGAGGGGUACAGAAGAUGUAAAGCAUGAAAAUUGAUAGGUUUUUGCCUUGUUUUCCUGAAGGGGGCCCCAGCUAUCAAAAGUUUGGUAAAAAGAGGGGUACACAACAGAGGUGAAGGAUGCAAUAGAUAGGUGGAAGAGGAGACACCACUCUCUGGUGCUUUUAAAGAGUAUCCUUCACAAGCAAGUUGUGGUGUUUCAAAAACAACUCAGAUUAUCAGUAUUAGGGACACCUGAAAGCUGCAGCAAAUACAUGUCUUCAGUUCAGUUUUAAAUGCAAUGACAGAUUUUGUAUCCUAGAGUAAUUGUAUCAAUCUGUAACUUAUAUGCAGGGAGUUGACGUGCACAAGUCUAGGAAGAGCAAUGUAAAGAGAAUAUAUACUUAGCUUGCUGGACCCAGGAGGCUGUACUAGUGGCACGGAGGAGAAGCUAACCAUAAAUUAAUCAGAGCUCUGAUAGUCUGUGUUGCAUGUGGCUUACUUGCUCUCUGAAAGGAUCGUUCAUGCUACACCCUGGUGCUCACACACAGCAUGUUGCCUGUUACUAAGAGUUCAACUAACUAAUGAUUUUGUGCCUCUUAUCUACUAAUAUCUGUUCACAUUUGAAACUUGGUUGGCAUAUAAUAAAUUCUUGUUAAAUCUGGAGUGUUUGAAUGUCAGUGGCUG